UUUUCAGUCUAGAUUUGUUAGAGCAUGGACUUUGAAAGGAAAUGAAGUGCUAGUAGUGUGAACAUAGACUCAGAGUUGACCAUGGAGGGGAGCAAAAUGAUGUCUCAGCUUGUUGUCAUUGCUUGUUGUGUGGCAAUGGUUCAGCUUAGCCUUGGUGAAAACCAAUAUCUGUCUGGAGUGGUCAUAAGUGAGGUAAAGCGUACAAUUGACCUCUCUUCUCCUGUUGUGAAAAUUUCCCUGGAGUUUAUGGUGAGAAAUGAAGGCAAGAACCCACUGAUGAAGUUCCCGGUUUCACCAGAAGUAGAGGAGAAUCAUGUUGCAUUCAUUGAAGCUGCUCAAGGAGAUGACUCCCUCAUUGUCCAUCAUCCCAAGGAAAGGGGUUCAGAGUCUUUCUAUAUUUUGGAUCUCAAGAAACCAGUUCAGCCAGGAGAUAAAGUGAAAGUGAAUGUUAACAUGGUGUUGAGCCAUGUGCUGGAGCCUUUGCCUGCUGAGAUCAAACAGACAGAGAAGCAACUUCUUCAGUGGAAGGGAAAUGCUUACAUCUAUCAUCCAUGUCAAGUGGAAACCCAGACCACAAAGUAUAUCCUGCCCAGUAGUCAGAUUGAGGGAUAUUCACGAGUGAAGCCUGUCUCUUCUUCUGACUCCACCAUCAACUAUGGACCCUAUGAAAAUGUUCCUUCUCUAUCCAAGGGUGAACCAGUGAUGAUCCAUUAUGAGUAUACCCAAGCUGUGAUGACAGUGACAUCCAUGACAAGGACCAUUGAGGUUUCUCAUUGGGGGAACAUUGCAGUAGAGGAAGUCAUUGACAUUCUCAACACAGGAGCUCGUCUGAAGGGUCCAUUCUCCCGACCUGAUCUGCAAAAGGGACUCGUGCGUGCUGCUCACCUGGUUGCCUUCAAGACUGUGUUGCCAGCAUCUUCAAGACAUGUGUAUUAUCGGGAUGAGAUUGGGAACAUUUCUACAUCUCACCUGCGGGAAUUAGAAGACUCUGUGGAAGUGAUUCUUAGACCACGAUUCCCUCUCUUUGGUGGCUGGAAGACCCACUAUCUCCUUGGUUAUAGUGUCCCAUCUUAUGAAUACCUCUUCACUUCAGGAGAGGAAUUUGUGCUGGAGAUGCGACUCUUGGACCAUGUUUUUGAUGAUGUGGUGGUGGAUGACUUGAAGGUGGUUGUAAUAUUGCCAGAGGGGUCAAGAGUGACAGAGAUUAUCACCCCGUAUGAUGCAUCUAUCCUUCCUGAAUCCCUCACUUUCACAUACCUAGACACUGAAGGCCGACCAACAAUUGCCAUCCACAAGUCAAAUUUGGUUGAGAACCAUAUCCAGAAUUUCCAGGUGCAUUACACCUUCCCACGCUGGCGGUUGGCUGUUGAGCCUUUUCUGGUGGUGAUAGCAUUCUAUCUCCUCUUUCUGGUUGUCAUCAUCUAUGUGCGCUUGGACUUUCGCAUCACCAAGGAUGAUGUAUCAGAAGCCCGGAUGAGAGCCAGUGGAUAUUGUGAGCAGAUAGCAAAUCUGGAAGAAAAGAGAGAAGAUGUUUAUCAACAAAUUGAGGCUGCCAUUCAAACUCUAAAGACUUCCAAGGAUGUCAGUGCCUUCCAGGCCUCUAUGAAAAAUCUGAACAAUGAGCAUCGAAUUGUGACCCAGAACAUCACAGACCUGAUAGGGAAAGUGAAGGCAGAUUCUCCAGAUGCAGUUGAUCGACUUUCAGAAUUGCAGCAGUUGGACAAACAGAUGAAGGAGCUGUUGACUCAGCAGAGCCAACUGGCAGAGCGUCUCUUGGCUGGGAAGAUGAAUAAACAGGCAUACAUGGAUGCAGAUGCAGCAAACAGUAGGAAGAAGGAGCAAGUUAUGGAACGCCUCAGAGCCCUCCUCCUCACUCUCUAAUGCUCCCUUCUAUCUGAACCCCAUGGUUGCGAUCUCUUCUCUUUCAUUCCCUCUUAUUCUUCUUCCUCCCAUCCUGUGUGAAGUUUCCAACAGCUUGCAUCAUAAUUGGUGGGAAACUGAAAAUUUGGGUUUCCUCAGGCUUCAAUUUGUUUUUGUUGUUGCACCUUAGUCUUUAUCAAAAAUGAUUGGAAAAUGAAAUCUGGGAGUGACUGAUAU
Molecule: messenger RNA, 2097 nt
Organism: Darwinula stevensoni
Lineage: Eukaryota; Metazoa; Arthropoda; Ostracoda; Podocopida; Darwinulidae
Source: the annotation of a GenBank genome assembly